Messenger RNA from Pisolithus orientalis, 1644 nucleotides. RefSeq lists its product as uncharacterized. Lineage: Eukaryota; Fungi; Basidiomycota; Agaricomycetes; Boletales; Pisolithaceae. The record is from RefSeq and is a predicted model, not a curated record. The transcript has 17 exons. Bases 1 to 1644 code for a protein of 547 amino acids.
AUGGGACAAGAUUACAAUGAGAUGAGCGACAUGCUCCAAGCCUCAGACAUGCCAAUGCCAACUGCCACAAGUUCUAAUGUGGAAAAACUUCCUGAAUUCAAGAUCCAAUUUCAUCUGAGAAGCAAUCAACCACUGAUUUAUCAGUCUUAUGAAGAGUUCCAUGUUUUCAGUGAGAAGUCCCCAUCCCUGGUUGACAAAACACCUUGGUCCCCAUUUCACAUGUUGGGUGACUCCGAGUUUGUGGAAAUCACACUCACUUCACUACUCAACCAGCAACAAGUCAAUGCCCUGCUGGAUCUCUUUGCUCAUGUCACACAGGGAGCUGUCCAAGUCACACUCAGGAAUGAUGCUGAACUUCACAAAUUCUCCAGGGUCAAAGUUAAGGUACCAUACAAAAAGGAAGAAUGCACAAUGGCAUUGAGUAUGAACAUUUCUAUGACAAGCCCUGGACCAGAGAUUAUUGGUGGGAUAUUCAAUCUACCAAACAUCAAGAAUGCUGUGCCAUUUGGCCUGAUCCUUUAUGCUGACAAAUCCAACCUAUCAUCUUUUGGCACUGCCAAGAGUUACCCCAUCAUUGUGUGCCGCGCAAACUUGCUGGUUGAGAUUUGGAAUAGCAAUGUUGUUGGUGGAGGUACUGUUGUUGGCUGGCUGCCUAUUGUGCCUGAAGAUGCCAAAGAAGAGGGAAAGCUAGGCUACACAACCCUCAAGCAUGUCAUUUGGCAUGAAUCUUUUAAAAAGUUACUUCUGGAGAUUGAGCAGUGCUCAAAGACUGGAUGCAUGAUGGCACUCACUCAUGGUCAUGGUGGCAAAUGCCCUUGCCUGGGCAUCGAUGCGUUAUGUGUUCAUGCUAUGAAUCGAGCUGAAGGCAAUGAAUUGCUGAAGUGGUUAGGUUUACGACCAAUCAAAGUGAUUGUAAAGGCGCUCGGGCAACAGAUUGAAGCUGACAUCAAGAAGUAUGUUGCAAGUUUUCCUCGCUGGCAAAACCUCACACACUUCAACCAAGUCAUUCAUGUCACUUUUUCAGAUGGUAACAAGCUGGCCAAUAUCUCCAAGCAAAUCUUCUACACAGGGAUCAAUGUUUUGAAGAAGAGUAUAACCCCUGAAGGCCUCAUUGGCUUAGAUGUCCAGACUGAAUGUAUGGUUAACGUGAUCAACAAUGAAAUAUUGACAUUUGAUCAGACACUGAAGGACUACACCAAAUGUGUUGUGAAGUCCAACAUUGAUGGUCUGCAAACUGACUGGAAUUUCCUGAAGGGUGCCACAUGCAACUAUAGCACUCAGCCCAAUGAAAGUAUGCAUAAGCCAAUCCGAGACGCAUAUGAACACCAUUCAAAUGGUAGAGACAUUCCUGCUCAGGUCUUGUGGGUAGAUCAUCAAGAUCUUGCUACAAAGCUUCUCAGAUUGUGUGUUGAUCACCUUGAGAAAUCCAUCUCUGGGGAAUCAGAUCCAGAAGUUGAUGCAGUCAGUGAGCAUACCUCAGUUGAUCAUAUUAAGCUUGGUGCACAUGUCAUCAUGACCCAAACCCUGAAAGACUUGGAGGAAAAUGGUCAGCCAGAUAUGGCAUUCCAUCGGUUCCGUCAAAGGUUCUUCAAUUCAUGGAUCUCCCUCCCCGCUGACUUCACAUUGAAACUGUGCUUGUGCUAA